Messenger RNA from Setaria italica (foxtail millet), 1595 nucleotides. RefSeq lists its product as uncharacterized. Bases 114 to 1298 code for a protein of 394 amino acids. NCBI's taxonomy places the organism in Eukaryota, Viridiplantae, Streptophyta, Magnoliopsida, Poales, Poaceae. Gene Ontology annotation, molecular function: protein binding. The record is from RefSeq and is a predicted model, not a curated record. The transcript has 2 exons.
UGUGGGCCUUGGUCGAGCCCAACCGGCUGUCUCGCUCACGCCGUCACGCGUCGCCUCUCCGCAACCCAAACCCCACCCACUCCCCUCACGCAUCCGCCGACCACGAGCGCACCAUGGCGCCGCUGCCGCUGCCGCCGACGCCGACGGAGCUGAUCGACGACGUCACCGCCGAGAUCCUCCUCCGCCUCCCGCCGGAAGAGCCCGAGCACCUCUUCCGCGCCGCCCUCGUCUGCAAGCCGUGGCUCCGCGUCCUCAGCGACCCCGCCUUCCGCCGCCGGUACCGCGUCUUCCACGGAGCCCCUCCCCUCCUCGGCCUCCUCCACAGGCUCCAGGUCCUGCAAGGUCCCCCACCCGUCCGCUUCGCCUCCACCACAUCGAUGCCCGACUUCCCCCACCCGGGCUCCGACGGCGGCCAAACGCUCCCCCUCGACUGCCGCCACGGCCGCGUCCUCGUCCAGAUGUGGGGGGAAGGGGAAGAGAGUCUGGUUUACCUCGUCUGGGACCCCGUCACGGGCGACCGGCACUUGGCGCCUAAACCGGACAUCGAUUGGCUCAUCCACACCGCCGCCGUGUUCUGCACCGCCGUCGGCUGCGAUCAUCUCGACUGCCACGGCGGCCCCUUCCGCGUGCUCUUUAUGGCCACCGACGACCAUGACCUACUGGUUAAGGUGAGCUUGUACUCCUCGGAAACGGGUGUGUGGAGCGCGCCAGCAUCUCUUGGCGAUAGUUGUGAAUGCUAUGUGCAGCAUAUGGAAGAUGCCAUUCAAGAAGACCGCUACCACUUACCUUAUGUCCAGCCUAGGCGAGCUGCCGUUAUCGGAGAUGAAAUCUACUUCACGCUUCGGCGGGGUCAUGCAAUCAUCAAGUACGACGGGUGCAACAACUGCUUAUCCAUGAUUAACCCACCGCCGCACGAUGCAUACGGAAUCGCCCUCAUGGUGAUGGAUGACAGUUCAUUGGGGUUUGUCUGCAUUGAGGGUUCCAGCCUUUAUUUGUGGUCGAGGAAGGUCAGUUCAGAAGGAGCUGCAGAAUGGGUGCAAUGCAGGGUCAUCGAGCUGAAGACAAUUAUACCCGUUGUUGAUCCUGGUGAGGUACCAUUUGUGGUUGGUGCUGCAGAGGGUGUGGGUGCCAUCUUCAUAAGCACAGAUGCUGGCUUAUUCACCAUAGAGAUCAAGUCAGGGCGGGUGAGAAAGGUUGACGAACCUGGAGACUACUUUAGUGUCCUACCCUACAUGAGCUUCUACACUCCAGAUCGUGGCAGAUUGUUGUCGCUAGCGAAGGCUUCUUAUCAGCAAUGAUGCAUUGCAAUCUUGUGUCUGCUGAUGUUGGCUUCUUCGGAGUUACUGCUAUCAGGUUGUUUUGUUUUCAGUCGAGGGGUUUCAGACUGAAGGGUGCAAGUCAUUGUGAUCUGUUGUGGUUCUUUUUCAACUGAUGCUUAUCUUGUUACCAGAAAAUUGUGUUUCCGUUUAAUAUGUUGGUGUUUUUAUCUGUUGAGCAGUUUAACUGCGAGUGGUUCAAGUCAUCAGGUUCAAUUGUUGUUGUCAUGUUGAAUUCGCCCUGAUCAUAUUGGCUACAAACUGUAUUUUUGUUCUGUA